Molecule: messenger RNA, 1294 nt
Organism: Prunus avium (sweet cherry)
Lineage: Eukaryota; Viridiplantae; Streptophyta; Magnoliopsida; Rosales; Rosaceae
Product: putative F-box/LRR-repeat/kelch-repeat protein At1g11620
Molecular function (GO): protein binding
Source: RefSeq, a predicted model, not a curated record
CACAUGACUCUUUGACACAUCUCUAUAUGUUAUUGUUUGACGCGCACGAACAGUCAUUUUAUUUUGUUGGAAAUUUCAUUCCUUUCCUUGUCUAUUUCCAACCUCAAAAGAUGACAUUCACACUACGUAAGAAAGAUAUCUUAAUCGACAUCCUAGUAAGACUACCUGCAAAAUCCCUUGUUCGGUUUCUGUGUACAUGCAAGUCAUGGAUUGAUUUGAUUGGCAGCUCCAGUUUUAUCAGCACACACCUUCAUAGGAAUGCCACAAAACAUACCCAUGUCUAUCUACUAUGCCUCCACCACCCAAAUUUUGAACGAAACGACGACCCUGAUGACCCAUAUGUUGAACAAGAAUUUCAAUGGUCUCUUUUUUCCAAUGAAACAUUUGAGGAGUGCUCCAAGUUAAGCCAUCCCUCAGGGAGCACAAAACAUUAUGUGAUAUAUGGCUCAAGCAAUGGCUUAGUUUGCAUUUCGGAGGAGAUAUUGAAUUUCGAUAGUCCAAUACACAUAUGGAACCCCUCGGUUAAGAAAUUUAGGACUCCUCCAAUGAGCACCAACAUUAACAUUAAAUUUAGCCAUGUUGCUCUCCAAUUCGGGUUCCACCCUGGGGUUAACGACUAUAAGGCUGUAAGGAUGAUGCGUACCAACAAAAAUGCCUUGGCAGUUGAGGUUUAUAGUCUCAAAACAGACUCUUGGAAGAUGAUUGAAGCAAUUCCCCCUUGGUUAAAAUGCACUUGGCAGCAUCAUAAGGGUACAUUUUUUAAUGGAGUAGCAUACCAUAUCAUUGAGAAAGGUCCUAUAUGCAGCAUUAUGUCAUUCGAUUCAGGCAGUGAUGAAUUCGAAGAAUUCAUAGCACCGGAUGCCAUUUGCAGUCCAUCUGAGUUAUGUAUUGACAUUUACAAGGAACGAGUUUGCUUGCUUUUUAGCUUUUAUUCUUGUGACGAAGAGGGCAUGGUACCAAAUGACUUAUGGGUUCUGCAAGAAAAACGAUGGAAACAAUUGUGUCCUUUUAUUUAUCCUGCUGGUAGUUAUGGUACAAUCGGGAUAACUAUAGAUAAUAAACUCUUAAUGGUAAGAAGGGAUUUCCUUAGGGGCGCAGGAGAUCUGUGUUUGUGUAAUUACGAGUCCAAGCAAGUUUUUGAAACAGGAAUUGAGUUGGCCGUCAUGAAAUAUGGUGAAAUCGAAUUAUUGUUUGCAAUUACUUACAUAGAAAGUUUGGCUUUACUUAAUAAAUAUUGAAGUGACGAACAAAACGUUUGUCACUUUUUUGUUUGUUUUUCUUUCGAAUUAUUUUG